UUUACUACCAAAUCAAUUGUUUUCCGAAGCUUUUUUAGCCCCUCAACAUGCCUGUAAAGAAAAACCACUAUGCCGAAUAUCCGGACGAUCCCAAUGAGCUCUCUGAGAGCGUGCGAUUACAGAUGGCCCAUGACGAUUAUCUCGAUCACAACACUAGCAAGAAGACUAAAUCCAUUCGAAAAUGCGCGAGAGAGCAUAGAAUUGUAUACGAAACCCUUCGAGAUCGAAUCAAUGGAGCGAAACCAAAGGAACAAGAUAUAGCGGCAAGAUAGCGUUUGUUAGGGAGGCAAGAGGCGGUUAUUCAGCGUUAUAUUCGAAAAUUAGAAGUAUGGGGCUGGCCCCCAAUAAUUUAUAAGAUUUACUGUAUAAUAGCGAAUUCGGUUAAUAUUUG
Messenger RNA from Hyaloscypha bicolor E, 391 nucleotides. RefSeq lists its product as uncharacterized. The record is from RefSeq and is a predicted model, not a curated record. The transcript has a single exon. Bases 48 to 272 code for a protein of 74 amino acids. Lineage: Eukaryota; Fungi; Ascomycota; Leotiomycetes; Helotiales; Hyaloscyphaceae.